Adineta ricciae is the source of this 249-nucleotide messenger RNA. Lineage: Eukaryota; Metazoa; Rotifera; Eurotatoria; Adinetida; Adinetidae. The record is from the annotation of a GenBank genome assembly.
AUGCCUAAACCAAACCGACGAACUCUCCAAUCACGUAGUGCAUCAGCUCGUCGAGGGGAAAAUGCAACGAUUCCAAGUCCAUCUGAUUUUCCAAAUGAUGAUUAUCAUAUGGAGGUUGACAAUUUAAAAUUAGAUUUCAUGGAGAAACUAACACUUUCAAGUAUUGAAGAUCUGGCUGAAAUGUGUCGUUUACAAUGCGACAGAAAAUAUCUUAGUGUAUUACUCUACAUGUCAUUACGAUAUUUUUAA